Molecule: messenger RNA, 1656 nt
Organism: Emys orbicularis (European pond turtle)
Lineage: Eukaryota; Metazoa; Chordata; Testudines; Emydidae
Product: complement C1r subcomponent-like
Exons: 8
Coding region: 1-1656 (551 amino acids)
Biological process (GO): complement activation; zymogen activation
Cellular component (GO): blood microparticle; extracellular region
Molecular function (GO): serine-type endopeptidase activity
Source: RefSeq, a predicted model, not a curated record
AUGGCUGGCAUGCUCCUCCUGCUCCUCCUGUGGGAGUCUCUCCUUUUUGGAGUGGUCAGUUCCAGCCCAACCCCAGGGAAGCUCUUUGGGGAGAUCACAUCCCCCAAUUACCCCAAGCCAUACCCCAACAACAACAUCAGCACCUGGGACAUCACAGUCCCAAAGGGCUUUGUGGUGAAGUUGGACUUCUGGCAGUUCGACCUGCACCCAUCUGAGUCCUGCCUCUCUGACUAUGUCAAGAUCACAGCAGAUAAGAAAGACCUGGGCCAGUACUGUGGCCAGCUAGGCUCAGCCACAGGCAACCACCCGGGAGUCAGGGAGUUUGUGUCCAAAGGGAACCAGAUGAGGCUGAUGUUCCACUCGGACUUCUCCAACGAAGAGAACGGCACCCUUAUCCCCUACAAGGGCUUCCUGGCCUAUUACCAAGCCGUGGGAAUCCGGUGCCCACAGCCUGUGCCAAGGGACCAGUUCACCCUCAUCAAAGACCUGCAGCCCCUGUACCGAUUUCGUGACUACUUCAAUGUCAGCUGCCAGUCUGGGUAUGAACUGAUGGAGGGUGACCAGAAGUUGGCAUCUUUCAGUGCUGUCUGCCAAGAUGAUGGGACUUGGCACCGACCCAUGCCCCGCUGUGAAAUUGUGAGCUGUGGUGACCCCAAAAAUCUCACCAACGGGGCCUUCAGUUAUGUUAGCGAACACGGGAACAACUACUACCAGUCAGUGAUCACCUACCGGUGCAAGGAGCCUUAUUACCGCAUAGUCAAAGGGAGCGAUACAUACAACUGCUCCGCUCAGGGCUCCUGGGCAGACCAAGACGGCCAUGAGGACAUCCCCGUGUGUUUACCAGUGUGUGGGAAGCCCGACAAACCCAUCACUGGAAUCCAGCGGAUCAUCGGUGGCAGCACAGCACCGCCGGGAAGCUUCCCAUGGCAGGCGAAGACACACAUCUUUGGGCUCGGGGGUGGGGCGCUGCUGGGUGACCGCUGGAUCCUGACAGCUGCUCACACCAUCUACCCCAAGAAAGACAGCUCAGUGACAGAGACAGGUGGGAGGAUGAGACUUGCUGAGGUGGCUAAGAAGAUCGAAGUGUUCCUUGGCCACACGGAGGUGAAUAAGAUCCAUGAGCUGGGUCACCACCCCGUCCGCAAUGUGUCCGUGCAUCCCGACUACGACCCUGAUGAUGAGAACAACUUCAAUGGGGACAUUGCACUGAUCGAGCUGCAGGACCCAGUGCCACUGGGCCCCAACCUGCUGCCCAUCUGCCUCCCAGAUGCUAGUAACAGCACUUUCUAUGCCAACGGCUACAUGGGCUACGUGAGCGGCUUUGGGGUGGAGAAAAAUGUUCUCGCAGACCAGCUGAAGUAUGUAUCACUGCCAGUGGGUGACCAGAGAUCCUGCAAGAAAUGGCUGCAGGGAAAGGAGGUCAAUGGGAAGCCCAUGGUGUUCUCUGAGAACAUGUUCUGUGCUGGCUCGCCCAGUGGGAGGAAAGAUACCUGCCACGGGGACGCUGGGAGUGUCUUCACUGUGCAGGAUUUAGAGAGCGAGCACUGGAUAGCCACCGGGAUUGUCUCCUGGGGCAUCGGCUGUCACAAGAGCUAUGGCUUCUACACCAAGGUCAUCAACUACCUGGACUGGAUCAAAGAGAUAACAGGGAUGUAG